Messenger RNA from Pogoniulus pusillus (Red-fronted tinkerbird), 1615 nucleotides. Its product is annotated as proto-oncogene Mas-like. Gene Ontology annotation, cellular component: membrane. The record is from RefSeq and is a predicted model, not a curated record. NCBI's taxonomy places the organism in Eukaryota, Metazoa, Chordata, Aves, Piciformes, Lybiidae. Gene Ontology annotation, biological process: G protein-coupled receptor signaling pathway. Gene Ontology annotation, molecular function: G protein-coupled receptor activity.
UGUCCUCAUGUUCUAUUGCUGGUUGCCUGGGAGAAGAGACCAACCCCACCUGGCUACAACCUCCCUUCAGGUAGCUGUAGACAUGUCCACAUGCUGGAGAUGGCUCAGUGUGGAGGGUCUCCUGGUUCGGCACCAGGUGCACAUAAUCCAAGGGAGAAGCUCUGAGGUAGCAGGGGAGGGAAAUGCAGUGACAUGAACCACUGCUACUGACAAGAUCUUCAUCCGUGGGACAUGUGAGGGGAAGCUGUCACUGAUGUGAUGAGAUUGUGAGGGGUCAGUCCUGACCACAGGACUUUGGGCAAAUAUCUGUUCCUGAGGCAAGAAGGAGGCUGAUGCAGAACAGGGUGGGUUCAGCAGCCAUCACCACCUGCUCUCUCUGGACAAGCCUGGAAGUCCCCCAGAGGCCCUGUGUUCUGGAGCUCCUGCAGCAGCACUGUUCCCAGAAGCAGCAGGAGGAGGUGUUGGGAGAGGGAGAAGGCAGCCACGUGGGGCAGGGUCAUUCACCAUGGAGGAAAGCAUCACAGCAGACCCCUCUCUGAGCAACUUGACUUCUGAAUAUGUGUACUAUGGGGAAGAUACUGAGUACAACUGCUCGAGGGUACCUAAGGGUUUGAUGGUGCUUGCUGGGGUCUGCAUGGGGAUUUCUGCCUGUGGCCUCGGAGGGAACAGCUUAGUCCUGUGGUUCCUGGGCUUCCACAUGAAGCUGAACCACUUCACUACCUACAUCCUACAUCUGGCUAUUGCUGACUUCUCCCUGAUCCUCCUGUUUCUCCUGCUCACUUUGGCCAUCUUGAGCUUCGCUGUGCUCUGUAUGUAUAAUUUUUUUCCUUUCUACGAAGAUUUUGUAUCUGUAGUUGAAUUUCUGUGCCACUUCUUUGACCUCAGCAACCUGGGGCUCCUGACAGCUGUCAGUGUGGAGAAAGGUCUCUCUGUUUUGUUUCCUACCUGGUACCGGUGCCACCGCCCAAAGAACUGCUCAAGCAUCGUGUGUGGGCUGCUCUGGGCUCUCGCUGAUUUUGUUUCCUCCAUGUGGCUCAGCACUACCUUUGCUGGAAGCCAUGAGAUGACAUUUGAUGGUGUAGGCACUGCAAUUUCCAUCGUUUCAUUAUCAGUGAUGCUGGUUUCUGACCUGGUCUUGUUCAUCAAGUUCCGACGCGGCUCACGGAGAAGAAACCCAGGGAAGCUUUCUGUCACUGUCCUGCUCAAUGUGAUCUUCUUCUUGUUUACCCUCCUUGUUUCUUUCGGUGUGGAGCUUUUUCACAGUGUUCCCAUUUCACAUGAGUCAUUUCCAGACAUCACAUACUCUCUGGUGGCUGUGCUGAGCUCCAGCAUCUAUCCAGUGCUUUACUACCUGCUGGGCAGCUGCCGGCAGCGCCGCUUCCGAUGCUCCCUCAAAGUCGCCUUCCAAAGAGCCUUCGAAGAGGAAGCCACAAGUGAGGAGAGGAGCCAGGGGCCUGGGGAUGACAUGGUGGAGAGCAGUGUGUGAGACCUGCCUGGUGAGGAGGCUUGGAGAUGUGGAGCCUGGCAGACAGGCUGUGCCCCACGCUGUGUUCCCCACUGCAGUGCCCAUCCCUGCCGUGGCCCCAGCCAAUAAACUGUCUCCUGUGGCUCAGCA